This is a messenger RNA of Protopolystoma xenopodis, 738 nucleotides long. NCBI's taxonomy places the organism in Eukaryota, Metazoa, Platyhelminthes, Monogenea, Polystomatidea, Polystomatidae. The record is from the annotation of a GenBank genome assembly.
AUGCUCACAAGUGCUGCAAUUACUGCUUUGGUAACUCGAUCUCCAGAGUUUGAUAUUCCUCGAGUGCCUGUGGCUGGGCAUUCUACAGGGAGGACUACAGCUGAGCCUAGGCCACAGCCCCCUGGACCAGGACCACCCAAAAGACUAGUUAAGCUUAUUACCAGCAAAAGCCACAAGAUAAACCACAAUGAUUCUGGUAUGGCUUUUAAAAGGAAGGGAGCUUUCGGAAUGCAGGACAAAGAGGCUCCAUUAGAGCCAGGAAUCUCAAGCGAACGCGCUACCAGAAGUUUCUUGAACUCAGGCUUCAGAAGACAGGAAAGCAGCUCGUCUAGCUCAAAGUAUGUAGGAAUAAAUGAUCAAGACUUCAGGAUUCCAACGAUAGAAACUCGUGUGAAUUUGAUAGAUUCUUUAGUGAAUGAUGGCUCUGUUGAAGGUGAAAAUAAAGCAAACAUAGAAAAAUAUAAUUGGAAGGCUGAAAAAAACACAAAUAAUGAACAGGUCGUCAAAUUGGAGGACCUUGAGACCCCCAUUACGGAGGCAGAAUGCCACAGUCAAUUGGCAAUCGGCGACGUAUCUUUCUAUCUUCUACCUACUGUCAGCGAGUUUUGCCUUUUGGCGGCUGCCUUGCUCUAUGAGAUCGCUGGCCGCAUUGGCCAACCAAGUUAUAUUGAACUAUUCGAGGAAGCAGAAAUGCCGUCUGUAAGCAAGAAUAUUUCCUGCCUGUUGUUUGUGUCUUAA